AUGAGGAGGUGGUGGUGGUCCUCCCGGGACCUGAUGUCGUGCCUGGCAGCGGCGGUGCUGUGGGGGGCCAUGAUCAAAAGAAUCACGGUGGCCCCUGGGAAUGGAACAAACUUCUCUGUGGCGACUUGGUCGGCAGACGGCACUCCAUGCCCUUCCCCUUCCAAGUCCUCGUCAUCUUCAUCCAGGAGCAUGAAUGUACUUAUCACCAUCGCCAUCGUGGUGGUCGCGAUCGGCGCGGUCCUAGCAGUUGCCGGCGUCAUCGCGGUGGUCCAGGCCCGCCGCAACGAGUCACGCAAUGCCGGAGUCACCGAAACACAAGGCGGUAGCCCCGACGCCGCCAAGGUCACCUCUGCUCCGGCCGUCAAGAUCGAGAAGGGUGGCAUGGAUCAGCACGGCGGCGUAGUGACGCCCACGGCCGGGAAGCGCGGCGCGGCCAACUUCGGCGCGUCCUACAAGGCGACCCUACUGAACGGGCCAUCCCUGGUAGUGAAGCGGUUCAAGGACAUGAACGGCGUCGGGCACGAGGACUUCUCGGAGCACAUGCGCCGGCUGGGGCAGCUCGUCCACCCCAACCUCCUCCCCGUCAUCGCCUACCUCUAUAAGAAGGAGGAGAAGCUGCUCGUCACGGACUACAUGGCGAUGAUGGUGGCGUACAAGUCCCCGAGUCGCGGCGCGCGCGGCGACCGGGCGGAAGAGCGACGUGUGGAGCCAGGGCAUCCUCAUCCCGGAGGUGCCGACGGAGUGACGGGCAAGUUCCCGCCAACUACCUCCGGCAGGCCGCAGCGGGCAUCGACCUCUCCGGGUGGGUCAACUCGGUGGUGCGGAGGAGUCAACUCCGCGGGUGUUCGACAACGACAUGCGGGGGCCGCGAGCGGCGAGGGCCAGAUGGGGAAGCUCCUCCAGGUCGGGCUCGGCUGCUGCGAGCCCAACGUGGGCCGGCGCUGGGGCCUCGAGGAGGCGCUCAUGCGCAUCGAGGAGCUCUGGGAGUGCAACAACGCCGACGACAGCAGCACCGCCUCGUCGUUCUUGAGCGACAGAGAGCCGGCGACGGCGUCACGGCCACCAGGCGAGCCACAGUCGCACUCCGAAUAG
Messenger RNA from Miscanthus lutarioriparius, 1092 nucleotides. Lineage: Eukaryota; Viridiplantae; Streptophyta; Magnoliopsida; Poales; Poaceae. The record is from the annotation of a GenBank genome assembly.